This is a messenger RNA of Anthonomus grandis grandis, 2489 nucleotides long. Its product is annotated as cullin-4B-like. NCBI's taxonomy places the organism in Eukaryota, Metazoa, Arthropoda, Insecta, Coleoptera, Curculionidae. The record is from RefSeq and is a predicted model, not a curated record. Gene Ontology annotation, biological process: DNA damage response; ubiquitin-dependent protein catabolic process; protein ubiquitination. Gene Ontology annotation, molecular function: ubiquitin protein ligase binding. The coding region runs from base 177 to 2429 and encodes 750 amino acids. The transcript is spliced from 3 exons. Gene Ontology annotation, cellular component: Cul4-RING E3 ubiquitin ligase complex.
CGCGCAUUAAGCACUUAAUCUUUACCAGUUCUCUAAGAUAACGUUCUUGUUUAAACUUGAAACUGUCAUUUUUCCGUCAAACUAAUAAAACAAGUCCUCCAUGCUUGUCAUUUAUAUAACUGUGACAAUAUAGCGGCAAACUAUAGUUGAAUAACUAGCAGUAGUACUAGUAGAUCAUGUCCGUCACGCUAUUUUUACCGACGGCAGUGCUAAAUUCCCAGUUCUCCGACUGUCAGUCUCAAGGGAAACUGGAGAAGCCACGGCACGGCUGUACACCCCCGAAAGUCUUGAAAAUAAAAAACUUUCGAGGACGGCCGCUGCUGGGUCUGAACUAUAUCGAUAGAGCCAAAGGGAAUUUGUACAAUAAACUGGAGUAUUUACUGUGGGAAGACCGUACGGAGCUGUCGCUAGAGGAGCUGUACAGAACAGUGGAGGAUUUAGUGUUUCUGGAUCAGCGAAAUGAGAUUUUCCAAAUUUUAUAUCACGUCAACACCAUUUUUUUGAAUAAAAAACUGGAGAGCCUAAUGCAAAUAAAUAGCCCCAAAGAACUUUUGACUGCCCUCACCGACUUAUGGAAUUACUACUCAAAAAAAGUGACCCUGCUGAAAAAUAUUUAUUUAUGGCAUGACCGAUCCGAGAACGAGUACAGAUUCAAUAAAACCCAAAUCACUUGCUUGGAACUAUUUAAAGCCAUUAUCAUCUUAAACCCGUGCAUUUCUAGGCAGAUAACUCGGCAGAUCUUGGAAGAGGUCAGAUUGGAGAGGCACGGCAGUACCAUCGAUCGCAACAGACUCAGUACCAUGUUAAGCGUUCUAAUUGACUUAAAUGUUUAUGGGGCGAUAUUCGAACAGUACUUUUUAGCAGAAUCAAGGAAGUUUUACGAGCUGGGAGGCCGGCAAAUCGGAGAAAACGCCAUGGGGGUUAAAGAGUAUUUGCUGUUUGUUCGGGAUAAAAUCCGCGAGGAGACUGAUAGAAACUACGUACUGAAGGAUACUGAGCAAGAAACUUUAGCGAUCCUUUAUGAAGAAAUGAUUGAAUCAUACGAAGAACACAUCCUAACCCAAGGAUUCAGGCAGCUAAUGGACGAACCCUGUUUAGCAUCCUUGCGUCUCUUAUUCAACUUGUUCACCAAAGGGCCGACCGGUUUAUUUAACAUUUCACGAUAUUUCCAAAGUUACUUGGACGACUUGUGCGUCUCGAUUAUCCAAAAGGGCACCGACAAAAUGAUGAUCCAAGUGCUGAUCGAUUUAAGGGACAAGUUGGACACGAUAGUAGAAAAGUGUUUUAGGAAUAAUCCGAAAUUUGCGGUGUUGAUCCGGGCCAGUUACGUUAAAGCGAUUAAUUUACGGAAUUCUGAGUCGGCACUGUUCCUGGCUAAAUAUCUGGAUAGCAAAUUGAGGUCCAAGAAUAUCUGGGAGGACGAGCUGAAUGUGAUUUUGAAUAAAGUUAUGCUUAUUUUUAGAUGUAUCAACGGCAAAGACAUAUUCGAAGUUUUUUACCGGAAAUACCUGGCCAAAAGACUGAUCUUCGGCAGUUCCACUAACCAAGAUGUGGAAGAGAGCAUCGUCUACAAACUCGAAGAAGAAUGCGGCGAUUGUUUUACGGCCAAAAUCAAAGGGAUGCUCACCGAUGUGCACUCGAGUGAAACAAUUAACAGCAAUUUUAAAGAAUUCCUCUUCAACACUCACCCGGAGUUUGGUCAGAAGUGUGAUUUGUCCGUGCUAGUGCUUACCAGCAGCAUUUGGACUAAAACCGUUGGUAACUACAUGUUGAUCUUACCAGACGAACUUCUGAAUUAUCAAGCGAUUUUUUCGGGAUAUUACGUGUCCAUACAUACCGGCAGAAGGUUGGAUUGGCAGCCCAGUUUAGGCCAUUGCAUCGUCAAAGCAUACUUCGAUGCGGGGAUAAAGGAACUCUCAGUUUCCCUAUUUCAAACUAUAGUACUUUUACAGUUCAACAAACGGUCCAAGUUAAGUUUGAACGAAAUACAAGAAUACACCAUGCUGGACUGCAAAGAUCUUAUACUCACACUGUACUCCCUGGCUUGCACUAAAACGAAAUUGCUGAUCAAAGAACCGCAGAACAACUACAUACAGCAGGACGACACCUUCGAAUUAAACGUGAAUUUCACUAAUAAACUGAGCAGAAUUAAAAUAAGCCAAGUGCAACUGAGAGACAAUAGAGAGGAACUAAAAGUGGCCGAGAGAAAUGUUCUGGCCGACAGACAGAUGCAAAUCGACGCGGCCAUAGUGCGGAUCUUAAAGAAUAAAAAAGUGAUGAAGCAUAACGAGCUGAUGUCCGAAUUGUUUAGCGUUCUGGAUAUUCCGUUGAAAUCACAAGAUUUGAAGAAGCGGAUCGAGACGUUGAUCGAGAGGGAGUACAUUCAGCGGGACGUUGAGAAUUCCGCCACGUAUACAUAUAUUGCUUGAACUGUUUAUAUGCUAAAAGUUUUUUUGUGUUUUAGAAACUAAAUAUAAUUUUAAACAGAA